Molecule: messenger RNA, 963 nt
Organism: Panicum virgatum (switchgrass)
Lineage: Eukaryota; Viridiplantae; Streptophyta; Magnoliopsida; Poales; Poaceae
Product: protein LURP-one-related 3-like
Exons: 3
Coding region: 8-706 (232 amino acids)
Source: RefSeq, a predicted model, not a curated record
UGUAUAAAUGCAGCAGAUGCUUUGCAGUGAAGCUCAUCUCAUCAGAAGUUCAGAACACAUAAUGGCCAUCGUUAGGAUCCAGCCGCUCUCUGCUCACCUGCAACCUUGUGCUGCUCCGACUGAUCCGGUCGAGAAGGAGGUUUACACGGUGUGGAUGAAAUCGCUGGUGUUCAACGGCCACGGGUGCACGAUCUAUGGCCAGGACGGACGCGUCGCCUACCGUGUUGACAACUACGCCUGCAGCCGCAGCCGCGAGGUGUACGUGAUGGACAGUGACGGCAAGACGCUGAUCAAGCUGCUCAAGAAGAAUUUUGGGGUGUUCAAGACAUGGAAGGGCUACUCUUAUAACCACGGCCCUGCAGGCCUGGAACAGGAGAACUCCAAGCCAUGGUUCAGCGUUCAGAAGGCUCAUCGAAUUCUGAGGAAGGGAGAGCAUUACAGCAGCAGCGCUGUAGUGACAGUUUGUAUGAGUGGGAAGGUUUACAAGGUCGACGGCGUGUCACACAAAUCAGAGUACAGAAUCACCACCGCAGAUGGCGAGUUCGUGGCGGAGACGAAGAGGAAGCAUAAGAGGGCACCGUUGGAGCAAGCCUCAGGGGUGGUGCUGGGAGAAGACGUCCUGAGCCUGACACUGGGCCCCACGGCGGAUCGCCUGCUUGUUGUCGGGCUUGUGGUCGUGUGUGGCCUCCUCAGCCGCUGCAUCUGAUGGGUGGAGAUUGGAGAGGGAUGCUGGCGCCAUUUUUUUUUAGCUGCUUGCAGUGUUUACUCUUUUUUUUGCGGUAAUUGCAGUGUUUACUCAUUGAGGAAAGGGGAAACAUUUCAGAGUUUAGUUGGUUUUACAUGAUUUAGAAACAUUUUUUCCCCACCCGAAGGGUAAAGUAUUUUUUGAGAAAGAAAGUCAUCUUCUUUCUUUAAUUUUUGUUUUUAUUUCAUCCUUCGGUUGCGGGUCUUUUGAACUAUGUG